AUUGACAUAUUAUUUGCAGCAAAGCAACCCCCACUGGUUUUGACAAUUCUUUGUCGUAGUGAAAUUAAAAAUUGUGAUUUUUAUUUUACAAACGAAAAGUGUUCUAUUUAAAGCUAAUUUUAAAUCAAAUAUACAUUUUUUGUUUGCAAUGGCUGCGGCGGAGUUGAAUCCCUUCGCCGCAUUACUUAACGAACCAAAAGAAGAAGAGGGCUUUAAACAAGACUUACUCGAGCGUAUUCUACUUUUCACAUUGCGUAAAGGUUCAGCGUCCAAUGCAGCAAGAAGCUUUCCACUAAUUUCUAUGACUGAUAUAGUUGUGGAUGCCGAUAAUGACGCAACCGUAAGCGAAGAACUAUUGGCUCAUGCUAUUUUUGAACGCUUAAUGCUUAGCGAUCCUGGAGAUUAUUUGGUUGAAUCUGGUGGUGGCGUUUGUGAUGAAGACGCUGUAGAAACGCGUGCAAUAUGUUAUCUACAUCGUGCAUUUAUUGCAUGCGAACAUGCAAAAGCGGAAUUACCUGAACAUUCUGAUGCUUGUGAAAAAAUACGAAACCUUAUACUAACAAAUGCCAGCACUUGUACACGUCAGCCAGAAUUAUUUAUAAAUCAGAAUUUACCUACACAGUGGUUAGAGGUGUUAGAACACUCUGAUCCAGCAGAUACAACAACUCAAGAAUUCUUUGUACAAACUGUCGUCAAAGUAAUGGCGGAAGAUGAUCAAAUCGAAGCGCUGGGCGCUUUAAAAGCUAUAUUUUAUCCAAUGCUGGCUGAAGUACAAAAACAAUUAGCAAACAUCAAUCUCAUAACUAUAAAGAAAAAUACGUUUUUAACACUUAGUUAUUUCGUACGCGACAAACGUGUACCACAAUUGGGUGAAGUGCUCAUCGAUUAUGUUACGCCCAAUCCAAAUGCCAAAGGUAGUGAGUAUAUGGAUACAUUGCUUGGUCAAUUACUUUGUCUAUCUAUUAUGCCCAAAAAAUCAAAUGGGCCAUUUGAGUUCUUUGCGGAAAUCAGUUUGGAGACACAACACUCUGAUCCAUCACUGUGGCAACUUAUGGCUAUUCAUCAAGAUGCGGUAUUUGCACUUAUCAAGCAAUUGCUAGUAUUGAGCACAACUACCAAAAAGAAGACACUGCAAUGGAUAUCCAAUUGCUUACAUGCAAAUAUAUCACGUGGCCAUUUGUGGAGCAAUAUUAAUUUGCCAUUUGAGCAAGUAAUAAAUCAAAAUGCUAGCGAUUCUUUUAUGAUUGGUCUGACAGCGGUUCUUCUACGACUUUGCGCUCCUCUAUGCGAGCCCUCAAUGAAAGUUUUAUUAGUCGAUCCAACAUAUUGUGCUGUUACCGAUGCUGACCGGCAAGCAAAACAAGUUAGUAUAUUAAAAGCUGCAGAAGAAACCUGUCUUUUGCCCAUUGAUGAGCAUGAAACACGAAUCGUGGCUGAGAAAUUUAAUUUUGUCACCGAAUUAUUUUACAUGACACACAAAGCAUUUGAGUUAGGCUAUCGGGCCUGUAUUGAACGUUACACACGCAUGACGCGGGAACUGCAUAGUUUACAAACAGCAUAUCAUGAUGUGGCACAAACAAAUCCAAACAACGAUUUAGCUAAAAAUUUAUUGCGUAUGCUGAAGGAACAAAUGCAGCAAUAUCUCUGCAUGCGUAACGGGCUAAUGGAACCCACAAAUGAUACGCAUAUACUAAAAUUUUUCGAAGCAACCACCAUUUGGCUAACGGAAAUCGCCCUAAUUACCGAAGAUGAGUUUAAAUCUGCCCUCGCGAAGCAAGACUUUGCACCGCAUACUCGUAAAGAACGUCAAAUACCCGAUAAAUGUGAAUUUAUACCGCCAUAUUUGAAGUCAGUACCCGAAAAUGUUAUUGACAAUGUAGUUGCUUAUCUAAGUUUUAGUCGCCAUUUUCCACCCGGUCAAUUCAUUGAGAUUUAUCAAUCAUCACAUGACGCGCUAUUCAAAAUGAUUGUUUUAUUUAUGGGUAGUGCAGAACUCGUUAAGAAUCCACAUUUGCGUGCUAAGCUUGCUGAAGCAUUGGAAUUUUUGUUACCUAAACAAAUUUCAGGCAGUAUGCGUAAUUCUUUCAUAACUCGUGUGUUCGAUAGUAAUAUGGAUCGAUUGAAGGUGGUGCGCAGUUUGUUAAAUGUAUUUGUUAGCAUCGAAAUGACUGGACAAUCGGUGCAAUUUGAGCAAAAAUUCAACUACCGUCGGCCAAUGUAUGCCAUUAUGGAGUACUUGUGGACAAAAGAGGACCAGGUCCAAUGUUUUAAAGAUUUGGCUAGGGAAGCAGAAGAAAAUAUGGAGGCUAUUGAACCGCCACUGUUUCUCCGAUUCAUUAAUUUACUUAUUAACGAUGCUAUAUUUUUGUUGGAUGAAUCGCUCUCCAAUUUGGAACAAAUACGACAACUACAAGAGGCGCAGAGUCGUGGUGAAUGGGAUGCACUAUCACAGAACGAUCGCCAACAGCAGUUAUCGAGUCUACAUCACUUAGGUCAGAUGGCUCGCAUCGACAAUAUUCUGGGCCGUGAUACGAUCAAUAUUCUCAAGUUGCUUACAACUGAGAUUAAAAGUAUUUUUUGUCACAAUAGCAUGGUCGAUCGAAUUGCUGCGAUGUUGAACUAUUUCCUCUUGAAUUUGGUCGGACCACAAAAGGAGCGUUUCAAGGUAAAAGAUAAGAAAGAAUUUGAAUUUGAUCCAGCUCAGACGGUGUUAGAAAUUUGUCGCAUCUACAUAAAUCUUAGUAGCAGCGAACAAUUUUGUUUGGCCAUUUCACAAGAUGGCCGCUCAUAUAGUUCGCAACUGUUCAACUAUGCCGAGAAUAUACUGAUACGCAUUGGUGGUGGGCAAUUAAUUGGCGAAAUUAGCGAUUUCGCCGCUAAAGUUCAACGUAUGGAGGUGCAAUAUCGCGAAGAACAAGAAUUCAUGGCUGACGCACCCGAAGAAUAUCUCGAUCCGAUUAUGUCUACGUUAAUGACAGAUCCGGUAAUACUGCCCAGCUCGAAAGUGACUGUAGAUCGUUCGACUAUAGCACGGCAUUUACUCAGUGAUCAAACAGAUCCCUUUAAUCGUGCGCCUCUGACAAUGGAUAAAGUGCAACCGAACAACGAACUGAAGCAGAAAAUCGAAGCGUGGAUGACGGAGAAACGUGCCAGCGGACGCGCCGCGAAAAGUUGAAGACGAUUGUGUUGCGUGAAAUAGCCAAAGAUGUUAAUAGUUGUAAGUGGCGCGUUUGUUCAUAGCCUUUUGUUUUUGUUUCGUUUCGUUUUAUUUUAGAAAGCGCAGGUAUGUUUGGCGUUGCGACUUUAGAUAUUCUCAUGUAUUAGUAUAUUAAUGAAUUCGUUAAAGCCUUCGAGUUUUGCCCAAAAAUAAUUUCACAUUCCACAAUUCCAUUCAAUUCACGCAGAAUUGAAAUUUUAAUCAAAAUUUUAAACCACAGAUGGAAAAUAAUUUGAGCUUGGGCUUGAAAUGGUGCUAGAUGGGAACCUUGCAAGUUUUCUUUUGUAUAUCCCUAUUUCAUUUAAUUUUAGUAAACAUAAAAUGUAUAAGUUUGGCAAUAAUCAAAUGUUAAAGUUUCGAACACUAUUUAGUCUGUUAUCUUUUUGUUUUUCUCAAAUUUGUUAUUAAAUUUAACAUUAAUUUACAGUACAAAAACUGUAAGUGAUGCCUUAAUUCGUCUAAGCUCCUAUACGCUUUGGUUCUGUUAAAAAUUUAAAUUAUGUUUGGUAAAUACAAUAUACUGAUUUAUUUAUGAAAAUAUGUCUCCAACACAGUAAAUGCAAUAGAAAACAUUUUAGUGUACCCAGAUAAACUAAUGCGGUCAACGGCGGUGGACAGGCCAAUUAUCCAAUGGAUGUUUUGCAAUAAUAUCGAUAAGCAUUUAUACCAAUUAUGUAUAAUAUGUAUGUAGAUGUAUAUUGAGUUCCACUAAAUUCGUAUUUUUGUUUGAAUAAAAUACAAAAAAUUCCAUAUUUUUUCAUUUAAUUACGAAUUUCACAAAAGCUGUUUAUUUUUUAUUUAACUUUUCUUUUCUGUACAAUCCAAAAAAUUUUGUAUAUAUUACUUUUUGUUUUGCAAAUAUAUUAUGUGAAGGUCCAAAUAAUUCCUUAAAUAUAUACAAAUAUAUGUUUAAAUUUUUUUCUUUGAAAUAUGUUAUGGUUGGUAUGGAAAAGGUUCUCUAGGUAAAACAAUAGACAGUCACAGGCAUGAAAUACUUUUAUGGGUAAAGUAGCAGGUUUAUGCAGUUUUUACUUAAUAACUUUGAUAUAUUUGUAAUUAAAACAAUUUUAUUUUAAUUAUAUUUUUGCUUUACUUUAUUAAACCUAAAUAUGUAUGUAUGUCCGAAAGACGAAAAAUUCAUUCUGAAUAGUAAAACUGAAAUUAUUUCUCAAAACAAGAAGUAGCAUUGGUCAAAAUAAUAGGUGUAAAAUAUUUUUUUCUAUCUAAAUAAGACAAAAAAUUCAAGAUAUCCUUUGUUCUGACGACGAGUUUUUAAUAACUGUAUAUCAUCCACGGUUUUUUAAGUUUUCCAAUUGUAUUCGUUAUGAGUUAAUUUAACCAACGCCUAGCCAGGAGAAACAUCCCCACACCAUAAUGUCUAAUUGUUUUGUGUGUGUUUACAAUCAAAUUAUGUACCUUUAGGCCGGUGGACAGUUUUGUUACAAUCAUUUCCGCAAACAUUAAUUCUAACUUCAUCACUGAAUAAAAUACACACACACAAAUUUUUCUGCUCAGCGACAAAAAUUUAACGGUAUAUGGAAGGUUACAAUUACAACACCAUUUGACGGAAAAACAGUACCAGCUAAACUCACAUAUUUUGUUCAUAAGUGGAGAUAAGUAAAUAAAGGUUUGUACUGUGACCUUUGAUCUAUAACAACCAUCUGCCAUUAACCACAUCACCACGACCAGUCCCUGCGUAUUAAGCAUUAUAAGGAAGCAUAUCAACGAAGCCUAUGUGGUCUCCACGAGAGUCGGGUCUAAGAACCCAGACUGGACCCGGAUUUUUUCCGGAAAUGGACUGCCAACUCAUCAGCAUUCCUAAAAUUGUUUCAGGGAAGUGCUUCCUUUUCGAUGACUUUUGAAUUUCUCACCGCCGUUUUUUUAUACUAGUGGCCAUGGUAGCAAACUUCACAUCCUGGGACACAUCAAAUAAAUUAAUUGAGUCCAUGCCUAGCCGAUGUGCACCUGUAUUGAAAAAUAAGGGAUACGCAACCAAAUAUUGAAAGACAUAAAUUUUUCAAUCAUAAAACCAUUUCGUGCUUUUGUUUUGUCGCACCAGAUUUUUGGAGUUCUUCAUAUAUUUAAUUUUAUAUAAUAUUUUAGUAAGUUAAUUUGUUUAAUUUUUACUAAUUUUAAAAGAAGAAUACAUGAACUAAUAAUACAAAUCAAUAAAACAUCACGUAAUGCCUACUUUAUGAUUUUAUUCGGUUAAAUACCGACAAGGCAGAUUCCGUGCUUUAGUUUUGUCGCACACUGUAGAUACCUUAAGGGGGCAUUCUGGUCUAGAAAUUAAAAAAAAAAAAAACGAAUUUUCAAAAACAAAUUUUCAAAGUUUAACUAUUCAAGAAUAUGUGUACAAGAGGAUUUUUCAAAAUUCAAAUUAUUUUCGGAUAUAUAGGCAUUUUUCUGACCCGGCAUCCAAACUUAAAAAAUUCGAAAUAAUCAGAAAAAGUGAUCCAAAAUAACUUUUUUUAGGCAGUCGCCAUUUUGUGAAAAAAAAAUUUUCCCACUUUUCCGUAGUUCCGGCCAUUGCGACAUUAUUCUAGAUUAAUAA
Messenger RNA from Bactrocera neohumeralis, 5771 nucleotides. It is a transcript of the gene Ube4A, whose product is annotated as ubiquitin conjugation factor E4 A. The coding region runs from base 149 to 3175 and encodes 1008 amino acids. Lineage: Eukaryota; Metazoa; Arthropoda; Insecta; Diptera; Tephritidae. Gene Ontology annotation, cellular component: cytoplasm; nucleus; ubiquitin ligase complex. Gene Ontology annotation, molecular function: ubiquitin-ubiquitin ligase activity. The transcript has 4 exons. The record is from RefSeq and is a predicted model, not a curated record. Gene Ontology annotation, biological process: protein polyubiquitination.